Cryptomeria japonica (Japanese cedar) is the source of this 1552-nucleotide messenger RNA. RefSeq lists its product as uncharacterized. NCBI's taxonomy places the organism in Eukaryota, Viridiplantae, Streptophyta, Pinopsida, Cupressales, Cupressaceae. Bases 78 to 1523 code for a protein of 481 amino acids. The transcript is spliced from 6 exons. The record is from RefSeq and is a predicted model, not a curated record.
UAUACUAGUGGAGUGUUCCCUCCCAAAGCACCUUCGAAACUUCAUUUCUGAAAACAACAACCCCAAUAUUGCUCGAUAUGAAUUCAGUAGUGGCGAGAUUUGGGAGGAAGAGAGCGUGGUCAUCGCUGAGCAAUGGUUGGGGCUACGCCAAUAUAUUACGAGAUGAGGCCGACUGGAUUUAUUCCGGAGAAUGGUGGGGCUCGCAGGAUGGAGGCUUCGGCAAUGAUGAGGGGCAGACUGUAUUUCGCAAGCAUUCCCUCAAAGGCAACGGUCUUGUCUCUGUUACUGCUCAUCCUGCUUCUUUUCCAACAACAGAACAGUGGCCUGUCCUGGAAGCAAAACUUCAGAAGAAGUAUGAAAGGUUGCCUGGGGUUCGUGAAACCAAUGACCGGGUAAGGAUCUUAGACUACCAAUGGCGGGUCCUUCGAUUUAACAAUAAGACUCGUGAAAGUGUUGCAAAAGUAGUGUUUAUUCACACCGACUCCCAACCAAAUCGUGUGUUUUUAAUGCAACAGCCGCACUGUUUGGCUUUUCCAUAUGUGAAAAGUAUGAUAUCAACUGGUUUGACAACUUUGGCUUCAACAAGUUUUGAUUUGAGGCAUGCUAUCUCUGGAUCACAAAAGAUGCGCAUUUUGUGUAUUGGCAGCGGUGGGGGCACAAUACCACUUUUCCUGGCAAGUAAAAUAAAAGGUGCUUUCAUAGAUGUCAUUGAAAUUGACGAAGCUGUUAUUUCAGCAUCAAUAGACUCUAUGGGUUUUCCAGCUGUUCUAAAGACAGAUGCAAAAUAUCAAAGGGUGUAUUCAGAACAUAACUCUUGUGGUUUCCAUGUUAAAGAGUCACCACAUAAUGUGGAUGAAGUUCUUUGGGACAAUAUUCAAGAAAGAUUAUUCCUAUAUGAAGCAGAUGGUCAAGAGUUUUUAUGCAAUUCCAUCAACAAUAGCCCUGAUAAAGAAGGUUCAGAUUUGUAUGAUAUGGUAUUCAUUGAUGCUUAUGAUGGAGAUGACAUUUUCCCAUACAAGUUUAGGGACAGGAAUGGACCUUUCCUGACUGCCCUGCAGUCUAAACUACAUCCAAGACAUGGAACAGUGAUAGUUAAUCUACAUAUGGAUUCAUCACACGCUAGUGAUUCUUUAUUACAGGAAAGCUCGACUGGGAUAUGUGAUCCAGUGUCUAGCCAUUGCAUGCCUCUUGGGAGACAAAAUAUAGAGGUUUGCAGAUGUUACAGGGAUGCACUGAGAGGUAUACGCUCAUUGGAGGUUGAGCAAGCUGAGUUUACAUUGGCAUUUACUGUAACAGUUCCUUUUCUGCAAAACCUUACUUUUGUUGUUACUAGAGGGUUUCCCCCACUAGGAAGCAAAGGAAGCAAAAGGGAGGUAUUAGAAAAAUUUGAAUCAAGUGACUGGUUGGAUAAGAAACUAGUUCUAGAAAAACUUAUAUCGGAAUCUCAAACAGUUGAGGAACUCUUCAGUUUGCCUUUCAAUUGCUUUCAAUUUGUAAGAAGAGGUUUAUUCAUUGUCAGAUAAUAAACCGAAAUUUAAAUAUUUUUUGUGAA